UGCUGUGAGUCCCCGUGCCGUGCUCGCUGUGCCUGCUGUCCUUCCUGUGGGUUGUGGGUGUCCCCAGGCCGUGCCUUUCUGUGCUUCCUGGCCCCACGCGUGAGUGGCCCCGGGCCGUGCCCUCCUGUGGCUGCGGUGCCCGCGCGGGAGUGUCCCGUGCCGCCGCAGCUGUGUCGCGCCGGGUCCUGCCCGGAGCCGUGCGUUCCCUCCCAGCAGUGCCCUCCUCCCGCCAGGGAAUGGCCGGCGCUCUCCUCUUGGCGAGCGGCGCCCGCCCGGCGCAGCCCGCGUCCAUCGCCGUGACCUUCCUCCCCCCGCCCCGUCCGUGUCUGUUUGUCUUUCCAGCCCACUCAUCGCCGGCCAGUGUUGACUCUGCGCAUUCCUUCCCAGCAGCCCGCCGCCGCCGCUCACUACGCGGGGCUGACGCUGCCGUCCCACUCCGGGGCCGCUCUGCUGGGCUCCAGCUGCUGAUAAAUGCAGGGACUUUGAGGAAGUGGAAGAGGUUUCCCUGAGUGACUGGCAUCGCUUGGGAACGGAGGUGUGGAUUAACGCCGGUCCUGACCUGGGGAUAAAAGCUUCAAGGUCUCAGCUCUCCCCAGGCAUCUCCAGGACUCAUCCUAUCCACACCAGCACCAUGGCAUCAGCGUGGUCCUGCUGGGUCCUCCUGCUGCUCCUGCCUGCCCUGACCCACGCUGGGGGACCCGGUCCUGUCCUCGUCAACCGCCCCUUUGUCACCAUCUGGAACAUCCCCACUGAGCGCUGCGCCCAGGAGCACAAUGUCACCCUCAGCCUGGAGGUCUUUGAUGUGUUGGCUAAUGACCAGCAGUCCUUCACCGGGCAGGACAUCACCCUCUUCUACAGCGACAAGAUUGGUCUCUUCCCCUACUACACAUCCAAGGGGGUGCCAGUGAAUGGGGGGCUCCCCCAAAAUGCCAGCCUGGAUGCUCACAUCCACCAGGCCACCCAGGACAUCAAGGUGACCCUGCCUAGCCCUGACUACGCUGGGCUGGCUGUCAUCGACUGGGAGAAGUGGCGCCCAUUGUGGAUCCGCAACUGGGACUCCAUGGAGAUCUACCAGCAGAAGUCGAAGGAGCUGGUGCAGCAGCAGCACCCGCAGUGGCCUCCCAAGGAGGUGGAGGAGAUGGCCAAGCAGCAGUUUGAGAAGAGCGCCUGCGAUUUCGUGAACAAGACCCUGUGGCUGGGCAAGAGCCUCCGUCCCAGCGCCUACUGGGGCUUCUAUGGUUUCCCUGACUGCUACAACAAUCACUUUGACACCCUGCCCUACAAUGGGACGUGCCCAGAUGUGGAGCAGCAGAGGAACAAGAACCUGUCCUGGCUCUGGAGGAGCAGCUGGGCGCUCUACCCCAGCAUCUACCUGCCCCUCUGCCUCAAUGGCACCAGCAAGGUUCUUCCCUAUGUGCGGCACCGCGUGGCCGAGGCUUUCGCUGUCCAGCAGGGAAUCCUCGACAGUGCCAUCCCCGUCCUGCCCUACUCCCAGAUCGCCUUCGAGCGCACUCUGCACUUCCUUUCCCAGGAGGACCUGGUGAACACCAUCGGGGAGAGCGCGGCGCAGGGUGCUGCUGGCAUCAUCCUCUGGGGCAGCCUGGACUACAGCACCUCCAAGGAGAUGUGCCUGAGGCUGAAGGACUACGUGGAGGGGCCCCUGGGCCACUACAUCGUCAAUGUGACAGCCAGUGCUGAGCUGUGCAGCCAGAGCCUGUGCUCCGGCCAGGGCCGCUGCGUGCGCCAGCACAAGCAGCAGGGCUACCUCCACCUGGACCCCUCCUGCUUCACCAUCGACCUGCACGCUGGCAAGCCCUGGCUGGUGUCUCAGGGCCUGGAGUCUGGGGAGGACAUCUCCAAACUGGCCCAGGAGUUCAGCUGCCAGUGCUAUGACAAGUGGCAGGGACCCCGCUGUGACACCCAGGGCUUUGCCAAGUGACCCCCCCCCCCCCACACGCAAUCCUCCCACCCUGGGGACACUGGGGCAGACAGGGUGACACUACCUCAGCACCCUUGCCAUGGGGUUGAGAACCUGACUGUGGGAUUGUUAAUAAAACCAGAAAGCACCA
Messenger RNA from Haemorhous mexicanus (house finch), 2069 nucleotides. RefSeq names its product hyaluronidase 1 (gene HYAL1). Gene Ontology annotation, biological process: hyaluronan catabolic process; carbohydrate metabolic process. Lineage: Eukaryota; Metazoa; Chordata; Aves; Passeriformes; Fringillidae. The transcript is spliced from 3 exons. Gene Ontology annotation, molecular function: hyalurononglucosaminidase activity. The record is from RefSeq and is a predicted model, not a curated record. Bases 632 to 1939 code for a protein of 435 amino acids.